CAUUUGGACACACCUCCAAACAGCUGCCACUUUCUCCCUAAUCCAGCUAAAGCAAACCCACACAACACAAACACAAACACAAACACAAACACAACACAAUCUUCCCUUCUCUACUCUCUCUUUUUUCCAAAUCCUAAUAUUCCAAAAUCCAAACCAUAGUAUAAAAAUAGCAACAACUCACAAACAAUGGAGAUGAUGAAAGAGCUCUAUUGGUGGCGGUUUUGCUUUCUCUGACAAUUAUUUAUUUUUAUAAAGUUUCAAGAGAUAGAGAGAUAAACUGCGGUGUGUCUGUGUGAAUGGCGGUGGAGUACACAUGCUGCGAAUCGCAGUUCUUCGUGCACAUCCUCGUCAUCGUCUUUCUCGUGCUCUUCGCAGGUUUGAUGUCUGGUCUCACCUUAGGCCUCAUGUCCUUGAGUCUCGUUGAUCUUGAGGUUCUUGCCAAGUCUGGUACUCCUCAAGAUCGUAAACACGCUGAGAAGAUAUUGCCUGUUGUGAAAAACCAGCAUUUGUUGCUGUGUACCCUGCUAAUCUGCAAUGCUGCAGCCAUGGAGGCACUUCCUAUUUUUCUUGAUAGUCUUGUUACGGCCUGGGGUGCUAUACUGAUUUCGGUGACAUUAAUUCUUCUGUUCGGUGAGAUUAUACCCCAGUCAAUCUGUUCUCGAUAUGGUUUAGCUAUUGGUGCAUUGGUGGCUCCCUUUGUCCGUGUGCUUGUGUGGAUAUGUUAUCCAAUUGCUUUUCCGAUUAGCAAGUUGCUGGACUUUUUGCUUGGUCAUCGACAUGAAGCCCUUUUCCGCAGAGCUGAGUUGAAAACACUUGUAAAUAUGCAUGGUAAUGAGGCUGGGAAAGGUGGGGAACUGACUCAUGAUGAAACAACAAUAAUUGCUGGGGCACUUGAACUCAGUGACAAGACAGCAAGUGAUGCCAUGAGUCCUAUAUGUGAAACAUUUGCCAUUGAUAUUAAUUCAAAGCUGGAUAGGGAACUGAUGAAUGAAAUAUUGGAGAACGGGCAUAGCAGAGUUCCGGUCUUUUAUGAGCAGCCUACAAACAUUAUUGGGCUUAUACUGGUCAAGAAUUUAUUGACAAUUCAUCCUGAGGAUGAAGUACCUGUGAAGAGUGUAACCAUACGCAGGAUUCCAAGAAUUACAUAUAUGGACAGGGUUCCAGAAAGCAUGCCACUUUAUGAUAUUUUGAAUGAGUUCCAGAAGGGCCACAGCCACAUGGCUGUUGUUGUAAGACGAUGCGACAAGAACCAGCAGCAAUCUUCAGAAAACUAUGCAAAUGGUUCGGAGAGAUAUGUGACGGUGGAUAUUGAUGGUGAAAAGCCUUCUCAGGAAAAAGUUUUGAAACCCACGAUGCCACUCCACAAGUGGAAAAGCUUUCCUAAUACAAACAAGUCAAAUAGGGGUGGUUCUAGGAGCAAAAAAUGGUCAAAAAAUAUGUACUCAGAUAUUUUGGAGAUUGAUGGAAAUCCCCUUCCACAUAUGCCUGAAGAAGAAGAAGCUGUUGGAAUAAUUACGAUGGAAGAUGUCAUUGAGGAGCUUUUACAGGAGGAGAUCUUUGAUGAGACAGAUCAUCAUUUUGAAGACUCAUGACAAUGGCAUUUCCUUGGAACUGGCUAUGUUAAUAUUCUUGUUGUUUGGACCUUGUAGAUAAUUAAUUAGGUAAUGCGGUUUAGGUUGAUAGCUGCUCUGUAGUAGAGAUCUGAUAUGUGAUUGGAAUGUGCAAGACUGCAAACCAUUAUUACUGAUGAAAUGUAGGGACGAGAAAUCUGUUAACACUUCGACAUCAAACUUUAUUUUGAGAUGCACAUCAAUAUAUGUCUUGAGGCAAUGAGUCAAGCCAGAAAAUCAUGGCUUUUUGUUGA
Messenger RNA from Lotus japonicus, 1864 nucleotides. RefSeq names its product DUF21 domain-containing protein At4g33700-like. The transcript has 11 exons. Gene Ontology annotation, cellular component: intracellular membrane-bounded organelle. The record is from RefSeq and is a predicted model, not a curated record. Gene Ontology annotation, biological process: magnesium ion homeostasis. The coding region runs from base 297 to 1592 and encodes 431 amino acids. Lineage: Eukaryota; Viridiplantae; Streptophyta; Magnoliopsida; Fabales; Fabaceae.